ACAAACAAAAACAAUACAAUAAAGAUACCUGGAAUUAGAAAGAAACUAGAAAAAAAAGAGAAGAGAUACAGGAUACAGGUACAGAGAAACCAACAAACAUCACAACUCACAUCACAUGCACAAGCCAUCGCAUUGUCUUGUCAAACAAAAAGGCUCGAAACCGGUCUGAAGUAAGCAAAAAGACGCAAAUAAUGGCAGAACCAGGACCAGACGGAUUAUACAGUGUGUGUGUGCAAAAUGCUGAAGACUGUUCGGAUGAUGAGCUCCAUGAAAUAUUCGAGGAGUUUGGUUGUGUUGCGAGACUCCAUAGAGUAAACGCCUUAGUUUUUGUGCGCUACUCUACUGCUGAUGAAGCUAAUAACUGUGUAGAGUCAAUGAGAAACCAGCAACGGUUCAGAGUAAACUAUGGGAAAAAGAAGAGGAACGAUGGAAAUUAUGGAAGACAUGUGCAACGAGGCUCAUAUCAGCAAUACUCUAAUGGAGACCAGGAUACUGACGCACCUAAAUCAAGGUUCGGAGAGAUGAACAGGAACGACAGCGGGAGCGGGUUUGGCAGGAGACCCAACAACUUCAACCAGCAGAGACCAGACCGCAGAAAUGAUGGCGGCGGAGACGGAGGUUUUGCUGGUGCGAGUAGGCCUUCAGCUAGAAGACCUCCUAAACUGGUACCAUUCCCAGCACCACAGCCUGCUGAAAAUGCUCCUCCCACAUCAGCGAAGGUAGCAGUAAUCGGGAACCAUCACCCUAAGUUCGGUCAGAACAACAUCUAUGAUCUUUGCAAGUUGGCGAAAGUUAACCCGCUACAUGUAGCCAUGAAAAACUAUGAUAGGCCACCGUACCCAAAGCUGCAUUUCGCUGUGGUGUACGUAAGGAACCAAGAAGAGGUCGAUAACAUAGUCAGCUCACUAAAAGGCUUACAACUGAAUGGUUAUACGCUGAUUGUGGGAUCAGCAGACGAGUUGUUGGAAGAAGGAAAAUUGUUAAAACGAAGUAAUUAAGUCAUAAGUACAAAAAAACUGAUGGUGUUUUCCCAGUUUUCGGUUUUCGUAAAUACCAAACAGGGUUCCUAAUCAAACAAAGUGAUUGUUUCAAAGUAUGAUGUUUCAAAUUAGAAUAUACACCUUGAUUUGAAAAUGCAUUUGUUAAAAUCAGAUUCCUUUGCAAAAAUAUGUAGGUAUUAGUGAUGGUCGAAAACCAGAAAUCUCGAAUCUCAAAACGUAAACGCAAAACUUGUUUGCUUAGCUUUUACAAAAGCCGAAGUUACAAAAAAUACAGGUAAUCAUUAAAUUUACAGGCAAUAACUAAAUUUUAAUUAUGUAAUCAAAACUGAAAGAGAUUGACUCCUUACCCUGACAUAAUAACAUAUAAAUGUGACUGAUAAACUUGCAACCCAAAACAACAUAUUUUUUAAAAAACAACCAACAUACAAAUAAAUUAAAAUCCUGACACCAACAUAAACAUGCAAAUUAAAUCAAUUAAAACAUUUAGUGGUCAAUAUUUCUUUGUGUUUCUGUCUAGUUAAUAUUGUUAUGAAACUGAAUUGUAUGUCAUUCCAGUUAUAGUAUUUAAAAUGCCUUUUGAAGUUCAGAAUAUAAUUAACUUGUUUCAUUACUGUGGUGAUCUGUUUGCUCUAUUGCUACCAUCUUGCGUGAAAAUACUGCCAAAAUCCUCAAUUUCAAAACUUUUGAUUGAAUCUCGAAACUGAAACUUUUCCAAAGUUUUUAUGGUUUUGAGAUUUGAGAUUCGGUUUUGACACAUCACUUAGUAGGUAUUCUGCUUUCACAACUUGCCUACUUCAAUGAUUGUACAAGUGUUCUCUCGUUGUUUGUUAUUACUUAUUGUAAGAUAAUUUAGUGUUAUUUUUAAGAACUGAGUAAUAUUAGCCCUUAUUGCAGUAUUUUUAGGUUUCUACCUCUAUAAAAGUAAGGUAUAUUUGAUUUAUUUGACUAAACUCUGUUAAACUACAAAGUUAACAAACUCUUUUUAAGUAAAAUUACUUCUUGUAUAUCUUAAAUUUUCAUUUCAUAUGGUCAUUUAAAUAUUAAACUGUAUUAGUGAUGAAAGAAACCAUCGAUUUAAGUUACAGGUGCAGUUUUGAAUUUUUAUAGAAUAGUGAAAAUAGAUUAAACUGUUUUUUGCCGUUUAAGAAAAAACAUUAUCUAUGGAUGAUAUAAGCUACAGGUGCUGAUGUGUGUUUUAUAACAGUGUUAAACUUUUCCCUGUUAAAUAUAAAAUUUUCUACGUUUAUUUA
Macrosteles quadrilineatus (aster leafhopper) is the source of this 2251-nucleotide messenger RNA. RefSeq lists its product as uncharacterized. The record is from RefSeq and is a predicted model, not a curated record. The coding region runs from base 192 to 998 and encodes 268 amino acids. Gene Ontology annotation, molecular function: RNA binding. Lineage: Eukaryota; Metazoa; Arthropoda; Insecta; Hemiptera; Cicadellidae. The transcript has 7 exons.